Messenger RNA from Alexandromys fortis (reed vole), 2678 nucleotides. RefSeq names its product G protein-coupled receptor 171 (gene Gpr171). NCBI's taxonomy places the organism in Eukaryota, Metazoa, Chordata, Mammalia, Rodentia, Cricetidae. Gene Ontology annotation, cellular component: membrane. Gene Ontology annotation, biological process: G protein-coupled receptor signaling pathway. The transcript has 3 exons. Gene Ontology annotation, molecular function: G protein-coupled purinergic nucleotide receptor activity. Bases 1331 to 2290 code for a protein of 319 amino acids. The record is from RefSeq and is a predicted model, not a curated record.
UCCCAGGACUGACCUGGGCUGUCAGACUUGGGUGGCAAGCACUGUAACCUGCUGAGCCAGCUCCCUGGUUUACAUGUAAUAUAUUUAUGAAGUAAUAACUCAAAAGUCAUAUGCACAAUUACAUCUAUAGAAAAAGUUAAUUACAUAAACCAAAGAAAGGGGAGAAUGGCAGCUAUCUCUCUGUUGUUCCAAUGAUGUUCUUUUAUUUUUUCUUUCAAGGCUUUUCUAAAAUGGAGUUGGCAGGAUGGCUCAAGGUAUAUAAAGGUGCUUGCCACCAGGUCAGACAAACUGAGUACAAUCCUGCUUGGUGGAAAGAAGAAACUGAUUUUUUAAUGUUGUCAUGUAUCUCCACAAACAUGCUAUAUGACACAUGGGUAAAUGCACACACACACAUAUAAUAAUAAUAAUAAAUGUAGAAAAGUAUGUUUCUGGAAUUAACAACAAUAACAGAGUAAACCACAACCCAUCAGAUCCUAUCUUGUGUUAAUUUCUGAAGAUGGUCUCACAUGAUAGCCUAGACUGGUCCUAGAUUCACGACAGACCCCAGCCUGCCUCCAGCUGCCUCAAGUUCAUGGCUUUCACCCUCCUUCUGCCUCCCAAAUGCUGGGACCACAGAUAUCUACUGGCCACUGUAUUGGGAAUUUUUAAAUUGACAGAUAUCUUAGCAAGAAUAUAAGCUGCAACAAUAUUAUUUAAUUGUACCUUUGAAAUGCCGGUGUCUAUGGCUAUACUAAACAAGUAUCUGUUACAUGCCUUACUGUCUUAUGUCAUAAACUCAGCAUCAUUUUCAAGACUUUAACACUGGUAUUUUUUUAAACUAUUAUAAAACGGAAAAGUCUGGGGGUACUUCUAGUAAUAAAAGAAAAAGCAGGCAAGGUAUUUAUGAUGGAUAAAUAAAAAUAUCUUCUCUAAAACAGUAACUGACAAUUAAGUUACUUAAGAUAGAAAAAAAAAUGUUUUCUUAAAAAAAAAAAAAACUUCCUCAGGAGACUUUCAAACAGCUUAAACCAUUUGCAAACCACAGUUUCAUCUACGUCAAUCUGUAACAUUUUAAAACCACACAAAAAGGAAAGGAAAUUUUUAGUUCAGCAGACAACCCUGCAAAAUGGGACUGCCAUCACUCUGGCUAGCUAAACAGCUCACGUUUCUCUGAAGACCCGGACCCAGGCCUGGCUCAGAGGACACCACCAGAGUGCUUGGGAAGAAAGUUAAAACUAAGAAGUUUACUGCAGCUGUUUUACGUGAAAACAUCUAAGAAUAUUCCUGCCACAUAACCCUCAGAGCCGUGGACGGUUAUUUUUAAAUAUUGAACUCAAGCUUAUCUCUGAAGAUGACAAAUAGUUCACUGUUCUGUCCCGUUUACAGCGAUCUGGAACCAUUUACAUACUUUUUUUAUUUAGUUUUCCUCAUUGGAAUCAUUGGAAGUUGUUUUGCAACAUGGGCUUUUAUACAGAAAACCACAAAUCAAAGGUGUGUGAGCAUAUACUUAAUCAACCUGCUUACAGCUGAUUUCCUGCUCACUUUGGCAUUGCCAGUAAAAAUUGUUGUUGACUUGGGUGUGGCACCCUGGAAGCUAAAGAUAUUCCACUGCCAAGUAACAGCCUGCCUCAUCUACAUCAAUAUGUACCUCUCUAUUAUCUUCUUAGCCUUUGUCAGCAUGGACCGCUGUCUUCAGUUAACACACAGCUGUAAAAUAUACCGAAUACAAGAACCUGGAUUUGCAAAGAUGAUAUCGACUGUCGUGUGGCUCAUGGUCCUUCUCAUAAUGGUGCCAAACAUGUUGAUUCCCAUCAAGGACAUCAAAGAAAAGUCAAACGUAGGUUGCAUGGAGUUCAAAAAGGAGUUUGGAAGAAACUGGCAUCUGCUGACAAAUUUUAUAUGUGUGGCAAUAUUCUUAAAUUUCUCAGCCAUCAUUUUGAUAUCCAACUUCCUUGUAAUUCGGCAGCUCUACAGGAACAGAGACAACGCAGACUGUGCAAACGUGAAGACGGCUCUCGCCAACAUUCUCUUGGUGACAGUCAGUUACAUCAUCUGCUUUGUUCCGUACCACGCUGUCAGGAUCCCUUACACCCUCAGCCAGACAGAGGUCAUAUCUGAUUGCUCAACUAGGAUCUCCCUCUUCAAAGCCAAAGAGGCCACACUGCUCCUGGCUGUGUCCAAUUUGUGUUUCGAUCCAAUCCUGUACUAUCAUCUCUCAAACGCGUUUCGACUGAAGGUCACUGAGACUUUUGCCUCACCUAAAAAGGCUAAGGCUCAGAAAGAAAACUCAAGAUGUGAAAGUGAUGUGUAAAACACGGGGUUUCGCAUACCAGCCCUGCCUUCUGACUGAACCACAAAGCUGGUCAUAGUUUUCACAGAUCAAAGAAGAUAGUUAGUAAUAAAAGCUGCUGAUGGCUAGCAAAGCAUGUGGGAAGUCCUUUUCUCAAUACAAGCCCGCCCUGUCCUCACACAGUAGCUGGUAUUCUUUAGCCCAAAUAUCUGCACAGGAAAGUUAUCAGAGCACAUUGAACCAAGGUCAACCUGAAUGACCAACGUGAGGAGAGCCAGGGCAGAGACUGAGACUUGCUGCAAUGGCUGCAACUCACUUCUUGAUGAAUACAUGCCAAUUAAUCUGCAUCUAAGCUGCCAGGAAACUCGUCAGCAACACAACCUUUAAGGUCUUCCACAACCUAAAAAAU